AUCAAAACAAGAAGAGGAACAACGAAAAAAGUGGUUUCAUAACAACAACCACCAGCCACAACAAUACAGAAAAUUGUGUGAUCAAAAAACACAGGAAAAGAUAAAAGGUCAAUUUGUCCAAGUUUCACCGCAGUUUAUCUAUUUUAUAUUCCGUGCUCAUCGGCAAGGUUUAAGCUUCUGGUUUGAGAUGGGCAGUGCAAAGUUCAAAUUGACUUGAAGUCGUCGUUCAACGCUCGAAUGAAAAAUGAGAUAGAUGCGGAUACGGUUUGCUUACUAACGGAACCCACCCCGCAGCUAUGGCCACUUCGAGACCUAGCAUCACCGAGUACCAAAUGCUGGAGCAGAUUGGGAGCGGUUCGUACGCGACCGUUUUCCGUGCCAUGCACAAGGCCUCGAAGGAGAUCUACGCCGUGAAAUGUGUGGAGAAGGGAACGCUGUCGAAAUCCGCCGUGGACAACAUCGUGACGGAGAUUAGCCUGCUGAAGAAGCUCAAGCAUCGGCACAUUGUGGAGAUGAAGGAUUUUCUGUGGGACGAUCGGUGCAUUUACAUUGUGAUGGAGUUCUGUAAUGGGGGAAGCUUGUCCGGAUAUAUAAGGCAGCGCCAAAAGCUUAGCGAGCUUACUUGCAAGAUAUUCCUGAGGCAGCUGGCGUCGGCUUUGAGGUACAUGCGCGAAAAUGAUGUCAGCCACUUCGAUUUGAAGCCACAGAACUUGCUGCUGAUGAAGAGCAAUGGGAGCGCUCCGAUGCUGAAGGUAGCCGACUUUGGAUUUGCGCAGCAUUUGAAGCUAGGGCAGGAGAACACGCUGAUUAAGGGAUCGCCUCUCUAUAUGGCUCCGGAGAUUCUGCUGAAGCAUUGCUACGGACCAUCGGCGGAUUUGUGGAGCAUUGGGGUGAUCUUGUACGAGUGUUUGUUCGGCAGGGCGCCCUACAGCUCCAAGACAUUGCAGGAACUUUUGGACAAGAUCCGGAGAGAGAGGCGAAUAGAACUUCCGAAAGCGCCGAAGAUUUCUCCGGAAUGUGAGGAUUUGCUGUGCAGAUUACUCCAACGCUCACCGGACGACCGAAUCACGUUUGAGGAGUUCUUCAAGCAUGCAUUUUUAGACUUAAAACAUGCCCCUUCAGAGCAGAAUCUCGAGAAGGGAAUCGCACUCAUUAACGAAGCCAUCGAAUUGGACAAGAAGCAAGAUUAUGACGCUGCGUACGGAAAGUACUGCAAGGGCCUUCAGUACUUUGUCCCUAUCAUCCACGCCGAAACUGACCCGGAAAAGAAGAACAUUCUCCGGCAACGCGUUCAUACCUAUCUGAACCGCGCCGAAGAGAUCAAACAUUCCUUUCAGCAAGAAGACCCAGUCAAACCAUCUACUUCUAAACCUCUGAACCGAACUCCAUCGCGAGUCUCCCAGAUCCAGAGGGCUCUCCAGCCAACCGAUCUGUACCAGCAACUCAUAAACCUGGCUUCGUCCAGUCCGGACCUUAAAUCCGCCCUGGAAAUCGGACGUCAAGCGGAACUCUACGCCCUGGAGAACAAACUGGACGUCGCGUUGGAGUCGUAUAAAACCGUACUCGGUGCCUUGAUGCCGCUGUUGGCCGAAGAACCACGCGGAUCCAAACGGCGGGAGCUGCUCCACCAGCAAAUCGUCCGCUGGAUGGAGGAAGCGGAACACAUUAAAUCCGUUCGCUCGGCGCAGAUCCUGGAGGAGAUGGAGAAUGGUCCGGCCGCUCAUUACAAUUGCUGCUUGCAGUGAAUAGUAGAAUAUGCAUCGUAUACACAUUCACGUUUUACACGCUUUCAUUCAUAUAGUUGUUAUGGCUUUAGCUUUGAUUGUGACAUUACAUUUUAAAUAAAAUCGUUUAGACAAUGAUUAUCCUACUCUAGAAAUGUAA
Messenger RNA from Aedes aegypti (yellow fever mosquito), 1884 nucleotides. RefSeq names its product serine/threonine-protein kinase ULK3 (gene Aduk). Gene Ontology annotation, cellular component: autophagosome; cytoplasm. The transcript has a single exon. Gene Ontology annotation, molecular function: protein serine/threonine kinase activity; ATP binding. Lineage: Eukaryota; Metazoa; Arthropoda; Insecta; Diptera; Culicidae. The coding region runs from base 297 to 1745 and encodes 482 amino acids. The record is from RefSeq and is a predicted model, not a curated record. Gene Ontology annotation, biological process: peptidyl-serine phosphorylation; autophagy; protein autophosphorylation.